Messenger RNA from Gloeophyllum trabeum ATCC 11539, 1597 nucleotides. RefSeq names its product TIP49-domain-containing protein. The transcript has 7 exons. Gene Ontology annotation, biological process: box C/D snoRNP assembly; chromatin remodeling; regulation of transcription by RNA polymerase II. The record is from RefSeq and is a predicted model, not a curated record. Gene Ontology annotation, cellular component: Ino80 complex; Swr1 complex; R2TP complex. The coding region runs from base 6 to 1436 and encodes 476 amino acids. Gene Ontology annotation, molecular function: ATP binding; DNA helicase activity; ATP hydrolysis activity. NCBI's taxonomy places the organism in Eukaryota, Fungi, Basidiomycota, Agaricomycetes, Gloeophyllales, Gloeophyllaceae.
ACAACAUGAGCGCCGCCGCGGGCCCCUCCGCCGCCGCCGCCGCGCCCGUCGCGCACAACGCGCUGCCGCCGCCGUCCUCCGCCUCGACCGCCCGCAUCGCGACGCACUCGCACAUCAAGGGCCUCGGGCUCUCCCCCGAGGGCUUCGCGGUCGCGGACGCCGCGGGGUUCGUGGGGCAGGGGAAUGCCAGGGAGGCAUGCGGGGUCGUAGUCGACCUCAUAAAAUCACGCAAAUUCUCGGGACGGGCGUUACUCCUCGUCGGCGCGCCCGGAACGGGCAAAACCGCGCUCGCGUUAGCAAUAUCACAAGAACUGGGGUCAAAAGUACCGUUCUGCCCGAUGGUGGGCUCGGAGGUGUACAGUACAGAGGUGAAAAAAACGGAAGUGCUCGCGGAGGCGUUCCGGCGAGCCAUCGGGCUGCGGAUAAAGGAGACGAAGGAGGUGUACGAGGGCGAGGUGACGGAGCUGACGCCGGCGGAGGCGGAGAACCCGCUGAGCGGGUACGGCAAGACGGUCUCGCACGUGAUCGUCGGGCUGAAGACGGUGAAGGGGACGAAGCAGCUGCGGCUCGACCCGAGCAUCUACGAGGCGAUCCUGAAAGAGAAGAUCGUCGUGGGCGACGUGAUCUACAUCGAAGCCAACACGGGCGCCGUCAAGCGCGUGGGCCGCUCGGACGCGUACGCGUCGGCGUACGACCUCGAGUCGGAGACGUACGUGCCGCUGCCGAAGGGCGACGUGCACAAGCGCAAGGAGCUCGUGCAGGACGUGACGCUCGGCGACCUCGACGCCGCGAACGCGCGCCCGCAGGGCGGGCAGGACAUCAUGAGCGUCAUGGGCAGCCUCGUCAAGAGCGGGCGCACCGAGGUGACCGACAAGCUCCGCCGCGAGGUGAACAAGGUCGUCAAGGGCUACGUCGACCAGGGCGUCGCGGAGGUCGUGCCCGGGGUGGUGUUCAUCGACGAGGUGCAUAUGCUCGAUAUUGAGUGCUUCACGUACCUGAAUGCGCUGCUCGAGUCGCCCAUGGCGCCCACUGUCAUCUUCGCGACGAACCGCGGCAACUCGCUCGUGCGCGGCACGCAGGACAUCGUCGCGCCGCACGGCAUCCCCGUCGACCUGCUCGACCGAUGUCUGAUAGUCAAGACGGAGACGCACACGCAAGAGCAGAUCGCCAAGGUGCUGCAGCUGCGCGCGAACGUCGAGGGGCUGAAGCUCGGACCCGGCGUGCUGGAGCGGCUGGCUGCAGAGGGCGAACGGAGUUCAUUACGAUAUGCAUUGCAGCUCCUUAUGCCUGGCUCGAUCCUUGCGACGCUCGGGGGCCGCGCGCAGAUCGAGGAGGAGGACGUGUCGGAGAUGUCGGAGCUCUUCUUGGAUGCUAAAACGUCCGCCGGGCUGAUAGGGCAGGCCGGCGGCGGGUACGAUGCUGACAAAAUGAUAUAGAGUCCCAAGUCCCGAGUGCGGUGCUACGACCAAUCCACAAGAGACUUGGUGCUUGCUUAUCUGCUUGUUUGCUUGCUUGGCGUUUCGUGAGUGGUGAAACUGCUCAGUUGGGCGUGGGGUUAGUGUACCUCGCCUCGGAGGCUCACGGAUCUUGUCCUCUC